This is a messenger RNA of Thalassophryne amazonica, 1337 nucleotides long. RefSeq names its product actin, alpha cardiac muscle 1. The transcript is spliced from 7 exons. The coding region runs from base 69 to 1202 and encodes 377 amino acids. NCBI's taxonomy places the organism in Eukaryota, Metazoa, Chordata, Actinopteri, Batrachoidiformes, Batrachoididae. Gene Ontology annotation, cellular component: actin filament; striated muscle thin filament; stress fiber. The record is from RefSeq and is a predicted model, not a curated record. Gene Ontology annotation, biological process: skeletal muscle thin filament assembly.
CCUGAACUGACCUUUCACUACCCCUGGUUGACAAAACCUGUGGCCUGGUGCUGAUCUGAGGUGACGCCAUGUGCGACGACGAAGAGACUACCGCCUUGGUGUGCGAUAAUGGCUCCGGCCUGGUGAAGGCUGGCUUUGCCGGAGAUGAUGCACCCCGCGCUGUCUUUCCUUCCAUCGUCGGUCGCCCCCGUCACCAGGGUGUGAUGGUCGGUAUGGGCCAGAAGGAUUCAUACGUCGGCGAUGAGGCCCAGAGCAAAAGAGGCAUCCUGACACUGAAGUACCCCAUUGAGCACGGUAUCAUUACAAACUGGGACGACAUGGAGAAGAUCUGGCAUCACACCUUCUACAACGAGCUGCGUGUGGCCCCGGAGGAGCACCCCACCCUGCUUACCGAGGCCCCACUCAACCCCAAAGCCAACAGAGAGAAGAUGACCCAGAUCAUGUUCGAGACUUUCAAUGUCCCCGCAAUGUACGUCGCCAUCCAGGCCGUGCUGUCGCUGUACGCCUCUGGGCGUACUACAGGUAUCGUCCUGGACUCCGGUGAUGGUGUGACUCACAAUGUACCCAUAUAUGAGGGUUACGCACUUCCUCACGCGAUCAUGCGUCUGGACUUGGCUGGCCGUGACCUCACGGAUUACCUGAUGAAAAUCCUGACCGAGCGUGGAUACUCUUUUGUCACAACUGCUGAACGUGAGAUUGUACGCGACAUCAAGGAGAAGCUGUGCUAUGUUGCUCUGGACUUUGAGAAUGAGAUGGCCACUGCGGCCUCCUCCUCCUCGCUGGAGAAGAGCUACGAGUUGCCUGACGGUCAGGUCAUCACCAUCGGUAACGAGAGGUUCCGCUGCCCAGAAACCCUCUUCCAGCCCUCGUUCAUCGGCAUGGAAUCUGCCGGCAUUCAUGAAACCACUUACAACAGCAUCAUGAAGUGUGACAUCGACAUCCGUAAGGACCUGUACGCCAACAACGUCAUGUCUGGCGGCACCACCAUGUACCCGGGUAUUGCUGACCGCAUGCAGAAGGAGAUCACUGCGCUGGCCCCCAGCACCAUGAAGAUCAAGAUCAUCGCUCCGCCUGAGAGGAAAUACUCCGUCUGGAUCGGAGGCUCCAUCCUCGCCUCUCUGUCCACCUUCCAGCAGAUGUGGAUCAGCAAGCAGGAGUAUGAUGAGGCCGGUCCCUCCAUCGUGCACAGGAAGUGCUUCUAAGCGCCACAAAAACUAUUCCCGGCCUGCACCUCUAAACGUGCACGUGGAUGUCAUCAACAAUUUUGUUUACACUCAAGUGCAAUUUAUAUGUGGAUAUGUACAUGUUUUUAAAUAAACAAAAACCAGGACUUGCUA